Messenger RNA from Octodon degus (degu), 578 nucleotides. RefSeq names its product glycine N-acyltransferase-like protein 3. Bases 90 to 578 code for a protein of 162 amino acids. The transcript is spliced from 5 exons. The record is from RefSeq and is a predicted model, not a curated record. Gene Ontology annotation, cellular component: mitochondrion. Lineage: Eukaryota; Metazoa; Chordata; Mammalia; Rodentia; Octodontidae. Gene Ontology annotation, molecular function: glycine N-acyltransferase activity.
CUAGACGGUCUCAGCUUCAGGCUGAGCUCACAACAACAGGUGCAUUUCAAGUUUCUAACUAAGGGUGGAACUGCAUCCCUGUGGAGAAGAUGUUGGUGCUGAGCUGUUCUUCCAAAUUAUUGGCACUGGAGAAAAUAUUGAAGAAUCACUUUCCUGAAUCACUCAAGGUUUAUGGAGCAGUUAUGAACAUAAACCGUGGGAAUCCCUUUCAAAAGGAAGUUGUGUUGGAUUCAUGGCCAGACUUUAAAGCUAUCAUCACUCGGCGACAGAGAGAGGCUGAGGCAGAUUACCUGGACCAUUACACUAAUGCUUACGCUGUAUUCUACAAGGAUGUCAGGGCUUACCAACAGCUACUGGAAGAACAGGAUGUUAUUAACUGGGAUCAAGUUUUUCAAAUACAAGGACUACAGACUGAGCUGUAUGAUGCUUCCAGAGCUGUUGCCUGUUCAAAGCAGCUGGAUGUGAAGCUAGCUUCCUUCAAGGCUGUGCACUUUCCUCCUAUUUCAUCUCUGCCAGACUCCAGUUUCCUGUAUGUAAACCCUGCUCUGCAUUUGGGGAAGGACUUACUGCUCAUCUAA